Acanthochromis polyacanthus (spiny chromis) is the source of this 2611-nucleotide messenger RNA. RefSeq names its product IKAROS family zinc finger 1 (Ikaros) (gene ikzf1). The record is from RefSeq and is a predicted model, not a curated record. Gene Ontology annotation, biological process: regulation of transcription by RNA polymerase II. Lineage: Eukaryota; Metazoa; Chordata; Actinopteri; Pomacentridae. Gene Ontology annotation, molecular function: DNA-binding transcription factor activity; RNA polymerase II cis-regulatory region sequence-specific DNA binding.
GCGGCGCCCCUCUCCCGAAUGCUGACCACCGUGAAGCCCUGCAACCCCUUCCUGAGACCUGAGCUCCCUGCCUCACGGAGAGGCAUUAGACAAAGCAGAUGAGAAAGUUUUGAAGAGUACUUGCACCGCAUGGAGACAGAGGAGGCCCAGGAAAUGGCCCAGAUGCCAGGCAGGGACAGCCCCCCUGCCAAUGAAGCGUCCGAGGAGGCAGAGGAGCCCAUGGCGGUCCCCGAGGACCUGUCAGCCAGCUCCACCCACCAGCAGAACAACAGAGGAGACAAAGCCUGUAACAUUAAAGUUGAGGCUCGCAGUGAUGAGGAGAAUGGGCUGGCCUGUGACAUGAAUGGCGUGGAGGAGGAGGAGGGCGCGGAAGACUUGCGCGUGAUCGAUGCCUCGGGGGCCAAGGUGAACGGCUCACAGCCGAGCCCCGAAGCAAAGGCCUUCUCCUCGGCCGGCGGUAUCCGGCUGCCCAACGGGAAGCUCAAGUGCGAUAUCUGUGGGAUAGUUUGCAUUGGUCCCAAUGUGUUGAUGGUGCACAAGCGAAGCCACACUGGAGAACGUCCUUUCCAGUGCAGCCAGUGCGGUGCCUCUUUCACCCAGAAGGGCAACCUGCUGCGUCACAUCAAGCUGCAUUCAGGGGAGAAACCCUUCAAGUGUCACCUGUGCAGCUACGCCUGUCGCAGGAGGGACGCCCUCACGGGCCAUCUACGCACCCACUCGGUUGGAAAACCCCACAAGUGUGCUUACUGUGGGCGGAGCUACAAGCAGCGCAGCUCACUAGAGGAGCACAAGGAGCGAUGUCACAACUACCUCCAGUGCAUGGGGCUGCAAAACAGCAUCUACACGGUAGUAAAGGAAGAAAGCAACCAGAAUGAGCAGAGGGAAGACUUAAGCCAGACGGGAUCUGACAGAGCCUUGGUGCUAGACAGACUAGCUAAUAAUGUAGCUAAACGUAAGAGCACUAUGCCACAGAAGUUUGUGGGAGACAAACGUCUGUCAGACCUCUCUUACGACGGAGGAAGUGGAGAGCUGAUUCAGCCCCACGUCAUUGACCAGGCCAUCAACAGCGCCAUCAGCUCUGGGGCCGAGUCUCUGCGGCCUCUGGUCCAGACCUCGCCGGCCUCUUCUUCUGAAGUGGCUCUCAGCUCCAUGUAUCCCCUCCACAAGCCGGCCAUAGAGGGCCACACGGGGACGGGCUUGUCAGCCAAAGACACUGCAGCUGAAAACUUGCUGCUGCUCUCUAACUCCAAGUCUGCCUCCAGCGAGAAGGACGGCUCGCCCAGCCACAGCGGCCAGGACUCCACGGACACCGAGAGCAACAAUGAGGAUCGUUCGAGCGCAGCGGCGCCCGGUCUCAUCUACCUGACCAACCACAUCACGUCGGGGGUGAGGAACGGUGUGCUGCCCCUGGUGAAGGAGGAGCAGCAGAGGCAGUAUGACGCCAUCCGGGCCAGCAUGGAGAUGGCCUCCGAGGGCUUCAAGGUGGUGACAGCAGACGGGGCGCAGGUGAGGGCGUACCGCUGCGAACACUGCCGGGUCCUCUUCCUGGACCACGUCAUGUACACCAUUCACAUGGGCUGCCACGGCUUCAGAGACCCCUUCGAGUGCAACCUCUGUGGCCACCGGAGUCAAGAUCGAUACGAGUUCUCCUCCCACAUAACACGAGGAGAGCAUCGCUUCUGAGGGCCAAUAACACACACAGUUUACACAGACAAACAGGUUGGAAAACAUGCCGCUCUCACUCACAGACAAGCACCUGCAAUAAAUGCAUAGAAAAAUGUGAUGUAAUAUACACUGUUGAUGUCUUGUGAUUUUAUACAAGGUAUGCAUGUUUGUUGACCACAGAUAAAGGUAUACAACUACUGAAAAAACAUUUAUUUUCAUUUCUGACACUGUGUACAAAAGGACCACCAGCUCAUCCAUCUUUUUUUAAAGAAGCAAAAUAUUGAAAACAAUACAGCAGAGUUACUGUGCCACAUUUUUCAUGAGUUCUAGAUCUUGUAUUUACCAUAUCAUAAAUGCCGUACUGCCAUAAAUAUAAUAUGUAUAAAUGUGUCUUUUGUUUUGGAAAACCAGGUAGCAAUUUUAUUUUAUUUUAUUUUUUACAUUUUAAAUAAGAUUUACAUGCUUUCUUUUACAAAUAUCUGUACUGAAUAACAGAAUAAAAUAUAUCUGCAUUUGUUUUCAGUGCAGGCAGACCUAUUGAAACAUCGGUAUUAAAUACAAUCAGUAAAAACUUAAUCAGUGUAGAUAAACCCACAGUUCCUCACAAGGUUUUAUCCUGUUCUUGCAUUUGUAAUAACCUACAUAGUAUUUAUAACAUUUACAUGCCUGUCUGUUUUUGUAUUUAUUACAGUGAUCGAUGUUUGUCUUAUAGAGUAGUAAAAGCUGCAUUUUUUUCUGUUCAACUGUACUAAAUAUGUAUGAGGUGAUCCAUGACUGCUGCUGGAAGCUAUUUUUAGUGUUAUCAGAGGAAGAUGUACUCCUGGACUGUUUGUUUCAUACAUGAUGGCGAAAAAUUGUUUGACUCAUUAAAUGAAAAUGAAGAAGACUUCAUUUGAAGGGAGCCUUAUGCUUGCAAAAUAUCAAUAAAGGAUAUUUUAUAUAUGCA